Messenger RNA from Lethenteron reissneri (Far Eastern brook lamprey), 2800 nucleotides. It is a transcript of the gene DUSP28, whose product is annotated as dual specificity phosphatase 28. Gene Ontology annotation, biological process: protein dephosphorylation. The record is from RefSeq and is a predicted model, not a curated record. Gene Ontology annotation, cellular component: cytoplasm. Lineage: Eukaryota; Metazoa; Chordata; Hyperoartia; Petromyzontiformes; Petromyzontidae.
UUCUUUCUAUUCGAAAUCUGUUAUACACGCACUAGCACAUUCAAUGCAGAACUGUGAACACGUGGAUGACGGGUUUUACGACGGUUAAUGACCACACGUAUCUCAAGGCAGUCGGUCAUAGGCGAUAUAAUUGAUGUCAUUGUUAUUCCUGCACGGCUGUUCGCUGGCCAUAACGCCUGCGCCAAGACGUAUAGCUAGAAUAAGACUCACGUAAGCCAGCGAGAGAGGGUGUGAUUUAAAGCGCACUUCAACAGCCUUUUGCCAAGCGUGCAUUCUUUAAUUUCGAAUGCACGUUCCUUCGCUCGUGAAUGGGUCUGUGAAGCAGCGAUGCUCCUUGCCGUGAGCCCACCAGCGGCGUGCAGCUCGUGCCUGAACGCGGUCAACGAGUGGCUCUUCAUCUCCAACGCUCACUCGGCCUGCUGCCCCGACCUCCUCGACGCAGCGGGCAUCACCCUCCUCAUCAACGUGUCACGGCUUCAACCCUUCCCACCGGGGCCGGCUCCGGGGCAAGGUCAGGGGCAGAGGGUCUGCAUCCGCGUGCCCGUGUUCGAUGAACCCAGCGAGUCACUGGGGCCGCACCUGACCCCGUGUGCGGAUGCCAUAGAAGAGGAGAGGGUCCGUGGAGGACGGACCUUGGUCUACUGCAAGCACGGCCGCAGCCGCUCGGUGGCGGUGGUCACGGCAUAUCUCAUGCGGCACGGGGACCUCUCGCUGCGGGCCGCCUUUCAGAAGGUGAAAUCGGUGAGACCAGCCGCAAGUCCCAAUGAAGGCUUCUGGAGACAACUGCUGCAAUACGAGGCUCAGCUGAUGUGUGGAACAGAGCCAGUGGCCGUGGGGAGCACUUCUGGAGGAGCGAGGGGCACCCUGGCCUCCCUGUGAUCAACUUAGCAGAGCAUGAAAUAGCAAUGGGGUGGGGGCAAGUGGCGAGCAGUCAUAAAUGUCGGGCAUUUGAAUAGUUUAUGAUGUUUUUGUUCUGUAUGACUGAGAGAAUGGGAUCCAAUGGAGCAAGGCAACCCGACCCAAGGUUUGUACCCACAAUCCCAGUGGUUCCUGACUCGGUGUACCCGACACCUAACAGACGGAGAGACACCAAGCUCAGGAAUUGAACCCCAGUUCCUCGGUGGUGCCAUUAUGAACCACCUCAGAGACACAUAGAACCAUAGAUUUAAGUAUAUAUUGGUGUCUCUAAAGCUAACAGGACCCUGCGGGGUGGGCUGGUAGGAAUAAUACUUAGUACCGGUACAGAGAUAUCGACCGGGUAUAGAGGAGUUAAAGAAAAAAAUUACUGUAUUCUAGUGUAACGUUAAUUAAAAGUGUUUGUUUUGACAAGAAACGCUGUGAGAUUUAAAGACUCGUAGUCUUUCAUUUCCAACACCACCCUCAACACCACCCCUCCCACGGACGGACGGACGGACGGACGGACGGACGGACACAUUAAUCUAUUGGUGGUCUGGUCCACUUCGUUCCUACCAGUAUAAGAACAUCCUUAGAAAGAGGAACACGCAGGUGCAGGAAUUAAACCCAGGAUCUUAGAAAUGUAGUUUCUCGCUAUGUGUUGCUGACAAGGCCACCUCACAGUCCAUUGGGUUUCAGAGUUUUACAAAUCUACAUAACCCACAAACUCUUGCCCCCCCCCCCCCCCCCCCCCACCAAAGCACUGUAUUACAGAUGUGUAAUUCCACACCUAACUAUAAUAAAAACAGGCUGGAUGAAUAAUGCCGAUGUCAGCCCUAGUCUAGCGUAUGUCUGAUGCAACUCUAUGAGUACCUAUUCUGUGGCCUUGCAAGCGUUGCAACAUUCACACCACCACGAUCACCAUGCCCUAUACCCGUCCCGUUUUACCAUCAUCCAAAAUAGUUCGGCUUUUGGUGAGAGCGGUGCACCACUAGGGCCCUGUUGGGAAUCCAGCCCCGUGACGUCUCAAGUUGCAUUUCAGAGCAGGGCUGGCAUAACGCAUUGCAGAUACAGGGCGUUUCAGGUCGACGCUCCAUACACACAUACGCGAUGCACAUGUGUGUGUGUAUAUGAAUGUGCAAUAACAGUGUGUGUGUAUAUAUAACAGCGGUUCGCAUACUGUGCUACAAUUGCGACAACCUGGGUUUGAUGCACAACAUGAGGAGCAAGCGGUGUCCGGAUUUGUCUUGGACUGUGGCAGCACUCGGGAGACAUCGGUGGCUAGGCAUACAUUUGUCCAAGCUACAUUAUUUCUGACUCCUUGUCUGCCAAGACUUAGUAGGUGCUGCUCAUAGCACUUGACACGUAUGAUAUUGCCAAAAAACUCAUUAAUAGAAAUGACUAAACAUCACAAUGCAACAUCCUCUGAAAAAAACAUCCUAACGACCCAGUGAGGUUUUUUUGGGUAAAUAAUUGGCACUUAUUAUUGUUACUUGAUACCACCAUUUAUUCGACUUAAUGGGAGAUCUUUGUAUGUAUAUGUAAGCGGUUUUUUGUUUUCAUGUGUAAUUUUUUCCGAGUGCAUGAAAGCAUAUUUGUUGGGCUGUGCAACGCUUUCAAAAGCACUAGAGCCACCCGAAGUACAGACGUCAUAUUUUAGAUAUUGUUGCAGCCACAUUGUGGAAUUGUUCAUCAUUAUCUUCACACAUGCCGCGGAGGCUUAUUUCUCAUUUAAUUUCAUGGCGUUUUGUGCGACGCACACGCGCCACACCAAAACACGCCACGUUCAAACGCAGUGAAUUCGUUGUUCUUCUUUGACGCCCGAUAACACACUCAAUUAUUGCCACGUACACAUGCCGUCAUCGGUUUUAAAGUACUGUAGCUAAAUGGCCAAUGUUUUCAUUGG